Messenger RNA from Aethina tumida (small hive beetle), 1946 nucleotides. Its product is annotated as probable tubulin polyglutamylase TTLL2. Gene Ontology annotation, biological process: microtubule cytoskeleton organization; protein polyglutamylation. Gene Ontology annotation, molecular function: tubulin binding; tubulin-glutamic acid ligase activity. The record is from RefSeq and is a predicted model, not a curated record. Lineage: Eukaryota; Metazoa; Arthropoda; Insecta; Coleoptera; Nitidulidae. The transcript is spliced from 12 exons. The coding region runs from base 108 to 1763 and encodes 551 amino acids. Gene Ontology annotation, cellular component: cilium.
GUUAUGUUCAGGUUCUCCCACUAUUCUUAUGGAUUUGCGAUCAUUUAGGUUGUAGCGUGCUCACAACUACUGUUAUCUGUGCAGUUUCAACUGUAUAAUUUGAAAGCAUGUUUGAGGAGUGUUUCGGAAAUGGACCAUUCAUAUUCAGGAUAAAUGAAAAUGGAACUGGACCGCAGCUUCUACUUCAAGUUUGUUUGGAGAGGGGGUGGAAGGAAUACAAUCAGGACAUUUGCGACAACUGGAAUUUAUGGUGGCGUACUUCUGGAUUUCCUGUAAGCCACCAUAAAAACUUGUAUGCAUGGCAGUACAUAAACCAUAUUCCCAAAGGAUCUUUAAUUUGCCGAAAAGAUAACCUUGUAAGAUAUCUUCGGUGUAUGAGGAAAGUGUAUGGAUCCAUUUAUGAUUUUAGUCCCAACGGAUUUAACUUACCUUUGGAGUAUACAAAAUUAGCGGCUGAAUGCAGUAAAGGAAGAGUGCUAAGUGCUAAAGAUGAAUCUCGUCAUUCAUUUGCAGAAGAAAAACCUAUUUGGAUUUGCAAACCUGUAGCUCAAAGUCAAGGAAGAGGCAUAUUCCUCUUUCGAAAAUUAAGCGAAUUGAAUUAUGAUACGAACACAAUUGUUCAGAGGUACAUAGAAAAACCUCUUUUGAUUGGUGGAUACAAGUUUGAUCUCCGUUUGUAUGUAUGUAUUCCAUCAUACCAUCCCCUAACAAUAUUCAUGUACAGGGAAGGUCUCGCCAGAUUCGGAACUGAUAAAUUUAGUCUCAACGAUCUUAGAAAUCCAUUUAGACAUCUAACUAAUUGUUCAAUCAAUAAACUUGGGCCAGGAUAUAGCGAGUUAAAGGAACGUGUGGGUUCUGGUUGUAAAUGGACUCUUCGACAGUUGCGAAGAUAUUUCCAACAAGCUGGUAUAAAUGACUGGUUGUUAUGGCAGCGAAUUACUUCAUUAGUUAUUUUAACAGUAUUAAGUCACGUUAGUCAAAUUCCCGAAUCAAUUAACUGUUUUGAAUUCUUCGGUUUUGAUGUUUUGAUCGACAGUUCGUUAAGACCAUGGCUCUUAGAGGUUAAUUUAAGUCCAGCAUUAAGCAACGACUGUGAUGCAGAUAGAAUGGUUAAGAAACCCAUGUUACAUGAUAUGUUCGAUUUACUUGGUCUUCCCCUUUAUAAUACAGGCUUGUCAGUUUUUAACAUUUGGCUAGAUGAAACUGAUGAGAAUCGAAAUGAAACAGAAAAGCUCUCAAUGGCCAACACAGUAUCUGUAAUAAACGCUGCAGGCAGAUGGAGGAAAAAACACAGGAAAAUGUCCUCGAGGCAAGCAAGUGCCAGAUCUAACUCCGCCGUAAGAACAAGAGUAAAAAAUUCAUCAGCAAGCAAUAAUAAGAAAGGGAUUUGUAUGCAGAAGGAGUCAGUAAACUUACCUCGUGUUCACUUGGAUGGUAAAACUUGUUCUCAAGUUUAUGGCAGAACGAUUGAUGAUGAUAUAAAGAAAUCUUCACCUUAUAAGCCUUGGGGUAAUGGAAGGAACUGGAAUUAUCCCAAUGCACGUGAAGGAGGAUGGAUAAGAUUGUGGCCGUUUAAUAUAGAGAAAGUAGUGAAAACAGAGUCAAAUGGGAACGUUAAGCUCAUGGUUAACGAGGUUGUUAAGUUUACCAAGACAGCUAAAGAACUUGCCAAAAAACAUGCAUCAGCGUCCGAGAGUCAGCUUAAUGAAUUUCUUCAGCAAAGCGUGAAUAUCACAGGAGAUAUAUGGAUGCCACCCGUUUAGGACAUUUAAAUUUCAAAGCUAUGUUAAAAUUUAACUGCCAUCUUGAGCCAAAUGACUUCAGCUUUCGAGUUCUAAUUUUAUUUCGAACUGUGUUCUUCAGACGUUUUAUGCAAAUAUUCCAGUAAUGCUGACACUGCCUUGUUUAUAUCUUAUUGACAUCAAAUAAAGUUUAUCUAUACUAAA